AAAGGCCCAUUAGUAAUGGUGCUUUUCCACUACCAACGCGGCUGAGUUGGGCUGAGCCGUGCGGUGCUGAGUUGGGCUGAGUCGAGCUGAGCGGGGCUGUUGGGGUUGCAUUUCGAUUACAACCGCGCUGAACCGUGCUGGCUGGAUGUGGGUGGACACAUUGGGUGGAGUUAGCGAAAGUGGGUGGACGUCACGUGAUGUCGUUAGGCGGCGCAAACAGUGACAUCAGUGACCUUUUAAGCGGUAGUCUCACGACCCGGAUAGUAAACAAUAAACAUGGAGGACAUGGAGUCGUUAGUGUUGCUGGUCUUGGUGCUGUGGCUUGUUGUCACCGACAACACCAACAGAUACUGGCAAGAGCAUAUAGAUGAGGCGAGGCGCAUAAGGCUUCAGAAAGAGAGGGAACUUCUUCAAUUCCUUCUCAAUGAAGAUGACGAGGACACAGAUGAAACGGACGACACGGACGACACAGACACAGACGAUGGAACAGUUUCUGACACGGAGUUCGAGCUUGCUAGCAAGAGACAACGUGUAAUGGCGGUUAUUGGAACACGCCGCACUCCUUCAGUGUGGUCGUUCAACCGGACAUCUGAGUGGUGGGAUGCAAUUGUGCCCAGUUUCAGUACAGCGCAGUGGAUUGAAAACUUCUGGAUGUCCGAGGAGACAUUCGAUUACCUUUGCGACAAACUACGUCCAGCUAUGAAGUUGCAAGACACGACCUUUCAAAGAUGCAUGCCUUUAAAAAAGAGAGUGGCUGUUGCGCUUUGGAAGCUUGCUACUGGCUCUGAAUACAGGUCGGUUGGGCAUCUUUUUGGAGUCAGCAUCCCGUCUGUGUGUCGAUGUGUGCAAGACUUCUGUGCUGCAGCACAGGCGCUGUUGGUGCCCGAACUAAUCCGGUUUCCAAACCAGGAGAAGUUUGCUGAGAUGUCAGCAUAUUAUGAGAGCAGAUGGGGUCUCCCACAUUGUGUUGGUGCGAUUGAUGGGUCUCAUAUACCCAUCAUUGCUCCACAAGACUAUCACUGUGACUAUUUUAACCACAAAGGCUGGCACUCUAUUAUCUUGCAAGGUGUUGUCGAUGGUAAGGGCCUCUUCUGGAAUGUUUUUGCUGGAAUGCCAGGGAGCUUGCAUGAUGCCAGGGUUCUGAGAUUGUCAACCAUGUGGGAGCUUGCCACCCGAGGAAACCACUUUCCUGCUCACACCAGGAACAUUGGCGGGGUCAAUGUCGGGUACUACAUCUUAGGAGACUCAGCAUACCCUUUGCAGAAUUGGCUCCUGAAGCCAUUUCAAGACACAGGGCGACUCACUCCAGAACAGCAGACAUUCAACCGGAAAUUCAGCCGAGGUCGAGUUGUUGUUGAAAAUGCCUUUGGAAGACUGAAGGGGAGGUGGCGUUGUCUGCUGAAAAGGAAUGACUGUGAUCUCUCACUGGUGAGGUCCAUGGUGGUGACUUGCUGUGCUCUUCACAACCUAUGUGAAAGUCAUGGUGAAAGAUACGAUACAGAGUGGGACCCUGCAGCAGUAGCAUUGCCACUGCCAGGUGUUGCAGGGCCACAAGAGGUUGAAGAGGAGGGCAGAGAUGUUCGGGAGGGGUUGAUGCAUUACUUGUUGUCAAACAGUUAAAUGUGAAUGUGAAGUAACACUUCCUGUAUGUAUAUAGUAAAAUUUUUGUUAUUGCUGAUGAUACCGGUGUUGCAGUUUUCCUGCCCUCUCCUCAGUGAUGUUGUCCACCCACUACUUGCGCAUGGGCACAGCCCUUUUUUUUUUUUUAAUGUGCCUUCAAUCUUUGAAUAAAACACCAAUGCAAUAGA
Molecule: messenger RNA, 1808 nt
Organism: Neoarius graeffei (lesser salmon catfish)
Lineage: Eukaryota; Metazoa; Chordata; Actinopteri; Siluriformes; Ariidae
Exons: 2
Coding region: 277-1620 (447 amino acids)
Source: RefSeq, a predicted model, not a curated record